AAACAGUUUGAGAAAGAUUACGGUCUUCUUAAAUCCCAAUACGAUUCUCUUUGCCUUAACUUUGAUUCUCUCGGCCGUGACAAUGAAUCUCUCCUCCAAGAGAUUAGUAAACUAAAGACGAAGCUUAACGGAGGAAAAGAAGAAGAAGAAGAAGAAGAAGAGAACAACGCGGCGGCGGCGACAACAGAGAGUGAUGUUUCCGUGAAGGAGGAAGAAGUUUCGUUACCGGAGAAGAUCACAGAACCGCCGUCGUCUCCUCCGCAGUUUCUAGAACAUUCCGAUGGUCUCAAUUACCGAAGUUUCACGGAUCUACGUGACCUUCUUCCACUAAAGGGGGCGGCGGCUUCUUCGUUCGCAGCAGCUGGAUCUUCAGACAGCAGCGACUCAAGCGCUCUUCUGAACGAGGAAAGUAGCUCUAACGUUACGGUGGCGGCUCCAGUGACGGCUCCCGCUGGUAAUUUCUUUGUGAAAAUGGAGCAGACAGAUGAUCAUGGUGACUUUCUGAGUGGUGAAGAAGCUUGCGAGUUUUUCUCCGAUGAACAACCGCCGUCUCUACAGUGGUUUACAACUGAGGGAAAGGCUUUGAGCUUUGUUAAUCAGAUUUUUGUCCUUCAGAGGCAAAAACAUUCUGGUUUGAUGUGUAGUGGAAACCUUUCUUGGAUUAGUUUAAAGCUUUUAGAAUGUGUAUGUUUGGUGAGAGGUUUUUUAGUAUAAGAUAACAAACUAUGUGUUGAUGCUUUUGGUUGCAGCUUUCAUAUAGAUCAUGCAGCAUCGCUACCUUAUUUUCUGGAGAAGACGACAUUCAAUGGGCGGGUUUUCAUGACACAUGCAACAAAGGCCAUCAACAAGCUGUUGCUUACAGAUUAUGUAAAAGUGAGCAAAGUGUCAGUGGAAGAUAUGUUGUUCGAUGAACAAGAAAUCAACAAGUCCAUGGACAAAAUUGAGGUAAUUGAUUUCCAUCAAACGGUUGAAGUAAAUGGCAUAAAGUUUUGGUGUUACACGGCAGGCCAUGUUUUGGGUGCAGCCAUGUUUAUGGUAGAUAUAGCUGGUGUCCGAAUCCUCUACACUGGCGUAAGGACCCAAGAGAUAUCAUCACGUUUACACUCUUUAAAGAUAGUUCAUGACUAUGCUCAGUUAGAGAUGAUUUGUACUUGGGUAUGUAAAACAUUGAUUUGUCUAUUUUCAAAAUUAUGGCUGAUUUAUGGUUAAGUUACGGCUGAGUUAUAUACU
Camelina sativa (false flax) is the source of this 1230-nucleotide messenger RNA. The record is from RefSeq and is a predicted model, not a curated record. Lineage: Eukaryota; Viridiplantae; Streptophyta; Magnoliopsida; Brassicales; Brassicaceae.